Chiloscyllium plagiosum (whitespotted bambooshark) is the source of this 640-nucleotide messenger RNA. Lineage: Eukaryota; Metazoa; Chordata; Chondrichthyes; Orectolobiformes; Hemiscylliidae. The record is from RefSeq and is a predicted model, not a curated record.
AGAGCGGAAGCUGUGCGGGUGUAAACAAGUUGUCAGUCACUGCACUGGCUUUGCAGACAGUUCUGUCCCAGUGUGAGGAGCCGGAGCAGUAGCAGCAGCGGCGGAGGUGAUGGGAGCUGCGCUUGGAGCUUGUUCUUUAGCCAGCUGGAUCCCAUGUUUAUGUGGCAGUGCACCAUGUCUUCUCUGUGGAUGCUGCCCAAGUGGGAAAAAUUCAACAGUGACUCGUUUGAUCUUCGCAUUCUUUCUGCUGCUUGGAGUGGGAGUGGCUUGUAUUAUGUUAAUGCCGGGAAUGGAAGAGCAGCUCAAGAAGAUACCAGGAUUUUGUGAUGGUGGACGAGACACCCCCAUUCCUGGAGUCCAUGGACAAGUGAACUGUGAUGUGUUGGUUGGAUAUAAGGCUGUUUACCGGGUUUGCUUUGGCAUGGCAAUGUUCUUCCUCCUCUUUUCCCUGUUGAUGAUUAAAGUGAAGAGCAGUCAAGACCCAAGGGCUGCAGUCCACAAUGGAUUUUGGUUUUUUAAAUUUGCCACCAUGGUUGCUAUAACAGUGGGUGCUUUCUUCAUUCCAGAAGGACCCUUUACAACAGGUUUGUACAAGACAAGCAACAAAAAUGCUGCUAGUUCAUGACUGUUGAGAUUUUUA